This is a messenger RNA of Cyprinodon variegatus (sheepshead minnow), 1055 nucleotides long. RefSeq names its product transmembrane 4 L6 family member 4-like. Lineage: Eukaryota; Metazoa; Chordata; Actinopteri; Cyprinodontiformes; Cyprinodontidae. The record is from RefSeq and is a predicted model, not a curated record. The transcript has 5 exons. Bases 45 to 620 code for a protein of 191 amino acids. Gene Ontology annotation, cellular component: membrane.
ACCAGAGGUUUUUGCUGCAGUAGGUGAGUUUUCAAGCAGACACCAUGUGCACUGGGAAGUGCUCCCUCUUCAUUGCGAUUACACUCUACCCUCUGGUUCUUCUGUCCAUCAUCUGCAACAUUUUGCUGUUCUUCCCUGGCUGGUCCACCCAGUAUGUCAAAGAAGGACACAUCACUGAUGAGGUGAAGUACAUGGGGGGAUUCAUCGGAGGUGGUGUUCUGGUGCUGAUCCCUGCACUGUACAUUCACUUGACUGGAGAACAAGGUUGCUGUGCAAAUCGCUUUGGGAUGUUCUUUUCCAUCAUAUUUGCGGCGGUGGGCGCUGCAGGAGCCGUGUACAGCUUCAUCGUGGCAAUGCUUGGCUUCUCUAACGGACCUCUCUGCAAAACUGCCAACGGCAUUUGGGAAACCCCUCUUAAAGAAGGCAACCUGGAACAUUUGUUAAAACAUAUGGUGGACAAAUGCGAAGAGCCGAAAAACGUGAUUCAGUUCAACAUGGGUCUGUUCGUCACCCUGAUGGUGGCCAGCAUUCUGCAAGGGAUUCUUUGUGCCAGCCAAGUUAUCAACGGCCUCAUCGGAUGCAUCUGUGGAACCUGCAACAAAGAGGAACCCCAAGUUUAAGGACAGGAGGCUUUCAAGAGGCUGUAUUCAUGUAGCAUCAUCAUCUGAUGUAUGUCUGGAAUCAAGCUCUUCAUUUCCUUUGUAGAAACUGCUCAAUUUAAUAUCAAUCUCUCCAACUGUGUGAGCUUUUUCACUUCCAUAUUAUUCUAAAGGCUUUACACUUUUGCAAAUGCACAUGCAAAAAAAGAACAUUGCUUUAAAGAGUUUUAAAAUGUGGUCCGUUUUGCUCCUUAUCCAAAUAUAUUUGAAGGGUUAAUAAAAAUUGGCUCCUGGUUUUAAGGAUGUGUUUUAUAUUGCAUUUUCUUUUUCUCAUGUUUGAAUAAGUUUCAAUAAAGCUUUAGAUGAAAUCUUGCAUCAAAUGCCUGCUCUGUGUUUCGCAGUAAUGAAUAUUAGUUAAUUGUACGUUUGCAAAAACUUAUGGAACAAAGUUAAUUC